GUGUGUGUUUUCAUUUGGUACGAGGUUUACAACAUCAGUUGGGUUUCCCUUGCGUUUCAGAGUGAGUGGGCUUUUUCGUCUUCGAAUGUUUAUUUGUUUCAUAGGAAGCAGCAAGACAUCCGUGGGUUCCUGAUGUAACUCCCAAAUGAGCAAAAAGGCCUUUCCUUUCUUCUUCUUUGUCAUUUUCCUUUGUAUCUUUUAUUUCUUUGGAUUCCGAUCAGAUCCUCCUAAAUAAUUCCCAAUUAUUCCUAUUCGCACAGUUGAUAGGUCUGUUGGGUGGGCAGUGAAAGCUUGGUGAAUGGGGUUUCAGACUAUGGCUUCUCAAGCUAACGGCCAGCAGUCUCAUUUUCAGCCUUCUCCAUUGUUGAGGCAGCCCUCAUGGUAUAGCCUCACUCUUGAUGAAGUUAAAAAUCAAUUAGGAGACACGGGAAAGCCACUGGGCAGCAUGAAUCUUGACGAGCUUCUACAGAACAUAUGGACUGCUGAAGCAAAUCAAUCCAUCGAGAUGGAUAUUGAGAACACCUCCUCAGGAUCUUCACUCCAACGUCAGGCCAGCUUAACAUUGGCUAGAGCUUUAAGUGGGAAGACGGUUGAUGAGGUAUGGAGAGACAUCCAGCAAGGGCAGAAGAAAAGGUACGGGGAGGACAUAUGUCAGGAUACUGAGAUAACACUUGGUGAAACAACUCUAGAAGACUUCUUGGUACAAGCAGGUCUUUUUGCAGAAGGUUCUUUGAGUCCUGCUAUUGCAUUGGAUACUAUUGAAGUGGCCAUCCCUCAGAGUUAUCCACAUAACCUGGGGUUAUCGUCAUCCCCAUCAUUUGGUACACAUUCGGAUACAACGACGCCAGGGCGGAAAAGGGAUGCAUCAGAUGCAUAUGAGAAGACUAUUGAGAGAAGAUUAAGGAGAAAAAUCAAGAACAGAGAAUCUGCUGCACGUUCACGUGCUAGAAAGCAGGCAUAUCAAAAUGAGUUGGUGAGCAAAGUUUCGCGUCUAGAAGAGGAGAACAUAAAGCUCAAGAAAGAGAAGGAUAAGAAUGGAUAGGAAGAAAAAAGAGAUCCGGACUCAUCCCGGUCUUUGGCAUCACACCAAAGGUUUCCAGUAGAGAAAUUAGAAAAUUCCGGCAUCGCACUGGCCUUCGGCAUCACACCGAAGGUGCCUUGGAAUCACUCUCCAAGUCAACCUGUGCCUCACACACAAGCAGUAAUUCACAUAACUUUUUUCUUUCACCAACUCAGCUUUUAAAA
Molecule: messenger RNA, 1245 nt
Organism: Prunus avium (sweet cherry)
Lineage: Eukaryota; Viridiplantae; Streptophyta; Magnoliopsida; Rosales; Rosaceae
Source: RefSeq, a predicted model, not a curated record